AUGAACACUCAUUUUGACCACAAAUGUGCGUUUUGUGACUACACAUCACGUACUGAAGGCCGACUCAAGAGACAUAUCAGAGACUUUCACUCAGAGAUACCUCCGGACAGUUGGGCCGGUAAUAGAGUGUUGAAAGAAAGUAGUGAACUCGACGGCGACGACAGCAUCGAUGGCACUGAUGCCAGCGUUAACGGGAGUGGAGGCAACUCUAAGUCGAGGAAAUAUAAGUGCAAACAAUGCGAGUUUGUGGCCACUUGUAAACAGGAGUUCUGGGGCCACUCCAAGGCACACAUCAAGUCUGAGAAACUCUUGUCGUGUACUAAAUGUUCUUUUGUCACCGAAUAUAAGCAUCACUUGGAAUACCAUUUGCGGAACCACUUCGGGUCGAAGCCAUUCAAGUGCGCCAAAUGUAACUAUAGUUGCGUUAAUAAGUCUAUGCUUAACAGUCACAUGAAAUCGCAUUCAAAUAUCUAUCAAUAUCGUUGUGCGGACUGUAGUUAUGCCACAAAAUACUGUCACAGUCUUAAACUCCAUCUCCGCAAAUAUCAGCACAAACCCGCAACUGUCCUCAAUUUGGACGGCACUCCCAACCCAUACCCUGUUAUCGAUGUUUACGGCACCCGACGGGGACCCAGACCUAAGAAAUCGAAACCAAAUAAAAAUAGUCAAAAUCAACAAAAGUCUCAACAUUUGGAUUCAUCCCUUUCAACACCAAUGAUAUCUUCACCGCUUUCGCCAAAUUUGUUAAACAUAACACCCGUUCCUCCAUUAAUACCCGCAUCGAUGCCAAUGACACUCCCUUUUAUAUAUCCUCCAAAUUCAUCGCUUCUCCACAGCGGGCUUUUAGGACAACAAUCGAUGUCACAAAUACAUCGUUUGAAUUCAUUACCUCAUUCACUAUACGAGUCGGUCGGCGCCCAAAACAUGUCCAAUUCUCCCAAUUCCAGCUCUAGAAGUCAAACUCAAUCGCCAUCCCAUAUGAAUAACAAACUAAAAUGUAAUUUUUGUGAGUUUUGCACUGAAACGCGGGAAGUGUUUGGAAAGCACUUGUUAGCACACGUGGCGGCAGAGAAUCAAGAUGUUUGUAGAAUAUAUGGUAUGACUCCGAGUGCAGAAAUGGUUCAACAAAAUGCAAUAAUCAGUGAAUUAGCCGCCAGACAAUCGCCUGAUUCACGGUGUCUUCUCGAACAGAUUGCUGUCAACCCCUCUCUCAUUAACACACUGUUGGCAAUGCAUUCUCAGCCCAAAGCCCAUCACUUGACACUUGACUGGCAUUCAGCUCAAGACUCUCCCGGCGUUGAUAUAUCGCCGCAAUCGAUAUCAACUAACAAUGAGAGCCGUUAUUUGGCUCGGCCUGAAUCCGUACCAAUUGGAGCAAACAUUAAAGGUGUACUUUCACCACUAAUACCCCGAUCCAAAAGCAGUCCCACUAAUACACACGAGUCCGUUGAGAAACACAAUAACCAAACCAAUACAAUGUCCAGACAAUUGCCUUCUGAUACAACACCACUGGAUCUCUCGAGCAAUAAAAGCACUUCUCCUUUGAUUCAAGCCAUGGACUCAAAGAAUACGGUUUUUGCAGAACAAUUGCCACAAUCAUCACUUGUCUCAUAUCCACUGAAUAAGCAAACAGAUGAGCAUAAUAUGUCUAUAUGUGUGCCGAGUAGUGGAGCGCCUCCACAGCCACCACCUCCUCCUCCAUCCGAAAGUCAAUCUGAAAGACAACAGUCUAGAGCUCAAAGACGAAAGGGAAGGGCGUCUAAGCUUAAUGUGAAUCGUUGUACGAAAAUAAUUAGCCAAAGCCUUAAAAAUGAUGAAUUAAGUGAAGAUUUAUGCGAAGAGACCGGCGAUAGUGUGGUUGAAGAUAUGGAGCCCGAUGUGGACCAUAUUAUCAGCAAAAUAAAUAACGCCACUUCUCUUCUUCAGGAGAUCUUGAUUGACAUGUAUUCUCUCAAGAAUGAUGCCUACCAUUAG
Messenger RNA from Medioppia subpectinata, 1974 nucleotides. Lineage: Eukaryota; Metazoa; Arthropoda; Arachnida; Sarcoptiformes; Oppiidae. The record is from the annotation of a GenBank genome assembly.